Molecule: messenger RNA, 515 nt
Organism: Teleopsis dalmanni
Lineage: Eukaryota; Metazoa; Arthropoda; Insecta; Diptera; Diopsidae
Exons: 1
Coding region: 146-439 (97 amino acids)
Source: RefSeq, a predicted model, not a curated record
CGCGCGCCAGUCAAGACUAUUCAUCGAGUCCAUCGAGUCCAUCGAGCGGUAACGGAUUAAACAUAAAAACUCAUUACGUGCAUUUCGAUAACCAUUUCGAAAGGAAAUCUUUAUUAAUUGAAAAUUCUCACCAAGCUUACAAACAAUGAAAACAAUUGCUUUAUUGUGUUUAUUAGGCGCCAUUUUGGUUUCGGUACAAGGUCGCCCACAACGCGAGGGCGCUGCCUAUACGAAUGAAGCCAUACGUCAGGCCCAACAGACCUUCCUUAUACCAAAGGACGCACAAAUACAGAACGUACAAGAGGGCAUUGAAUUGGGCGCAUACGAACAAAUUCCCGGCAAUCAAAGAAUAAAUCUAUUCGAAAUUUUGGGUGAUCAAGUGCCAUCAGAAGUGAUCAAUAAUUUGCAAGCGCAGGUGGAUCAGAUCGGUAGAAAUUAAAACGGAAUUAAAUGAAAUUUUGAAGAGCUAAAUGUAGUAUUCCGAAAAUAUUUAAAUUAAAUAAUAAUAUUUACCG